Messenger RNA from Eubalaena glacialis (North Atlantic right whale), 1599 nucleotides. RefSeq names its product flavin-containing monooxygenase 3. Gene Ontology annotation, molecular function: flavin adenine dinucleotide binding; NADP binding; N,N-dimethylaniline monooxygenase activity. NCBI's taxonomy places the organism in Eukaryota, Metazoa, Chordata, Mammalia, Artiodactyla, Balaenidae. The record is from RefSeq and is a predicted model, not a curated record. Bases 1 to 1599 code for a protein of 532 amino acids. The transcript has 8 exons.
AUGGUGAAGAAAGUGGCCAUAAUUGGAGCUGGCAUCAGUGGCUUGGCAUCCAUCAGGAGCUGCCUGGAAGAGGGGCUGGAGCCCACCUGCUUUGAGAAGGGUGAAGACGUCGGGGGCCUGUGGAAAUUCUCGGACCAUGCCGAGGAAGGCAGGGCCAGCAUUUAUCGGUCAGUCUUUACCAACUCUUCCAAAGAGAUGACAUGUUUUCCAGACUUCCCUUUUCCUGAUGACUUUCCCAACUUUAUGCAUAACAGUAAGCUCCAGGAAUACAUCACUGCGUUUGCCAAAGAAAAGAACCUCCUGAGAUACAUUCAACUUAAGACACUUGUAUCCAGUGUAAAUAAACGUCCUGAUUUCUCAGUCACUGGCCAAUGGGACGUUACCACUGAAAAGGAUGGUAAAAAAGAAUCAGCUGUCUUUGAUGCUGUAAUGAUUUGUUCUGGACAUCAUGUGUACCCCAACCUACCAAAAGAGUCCUUUCCAGGUCUACAACUUUUUAAAGGCAAAUGCUUCCACAGCUGGGACUAUAAAGAACCAGGAAUAUUCAAGGGGAAGCGAGUCCUGGUGAUUGGCCUGGGAAAUUCGGGCUGUGAUAUUGCCUCAGAACUCAGCCACACAGCUGAACAGGUCAUCGUCAGCUCCAGAAGUGGCUCCUGGGUGAUGAGCCGGGUCUGGCAUGGUGGCUAUCCAUGGGACAUGAUGUUUAUCACUCGAUUUGAAACCUUCCUCAAGAACAACUUACCAACAGUCAUCUCUGACUGGUGGUACGUGAAGCAAAUGAAUGCAAGAUUCAAGCAUGAGAACUAUGGCUUGAUGCCUUUAAAUGGCACCCUGAGGAAAGAGCCCGUGUUCAAUGAUGAGCUCCCGGCUCGCAUUCUAUGUGGCACUGUGACCGUUAAGCCAAAUGUGAAGGAGUUUACAGAGACUUCGGCCAUUUUUGAGGAUGGGACAGUGUUUGAGGCCAUUGACUGUGUCAUCUUUGCAACAGGCUAUAGUUAUGCCUACCCCUUUCUUGAUGACUCCAUCAUUAAGAGCAGAGACAACGAGGUCACCUUAUUUAAAGGCAUCUUCCCACCUCCACUGGAGAAGCCAACCAUGGCAGUGAUUGGCCUUGUCCAGUCCCUUGGAGCUGUCAUCCCCACAACUGACCUGCAGUCUCGCUGGGCAGUACAAGUAAUAAAGGGAACUUGCACUUUGCCUUCUGUCAAGGACAUGAUGAAUGAUAUUGAUGAAAAAAUGGGGAAAAAGCUCAAAUGGUUUGGCAAAAGCGAUACCAUACAGACGGAUUAUAUCGUUUAUAUGGAUGAACUUGCCUCCUUCAUUGGGGCAAAGCCCAACAUCCCAUGGCUGUUUCUCACAGAUCCAAAGUUGGCCUUGGAGGUUUACUUUGGCCCUUGCAGCCCAUAUCAGUUUAGGCUGGUGGGCCCGGGGAAGUGGCCAGGAGCCAGAAAUGCCAUCCUGACCCAGUGGGACCGGAUAUUGAAACCCACGACGACAAGAAUUGUUGGGAGUCCUCUGAAGCCUUGCUUAUUUUGCAGUUGGUUCAGGCCCGUUCUUAUUUCUGUUCUGUCAAUUGCUGCUUUCCUUGUGUUGUUCUAA